AUGGCGCCAAAGCGGACUCCCACCGAGACGUCCCCGUUGUUGGGUGAGAGCAACGGGAACGGCGCUGCGUCUAAUGGGGCGAUUGUCAGCCACGAUGCGGAGUCAGGGGAGCCAAGACAGUCGGUGGAGGAGCAAGGGAAGGAGCCGUUUCCUGAUGCGAAGAAGCAGCUCAAGUAUAUUGUUCCUGCGAUCUCGAUAGGUAUCUUCCUAUCUGCAGCCGAUCAAACCAUUAUCAUGGCCAGUUAUGGUCAGAUUGGAAGUGAUCUGAAAGCUCUUAAUCUGACCAGUUGGAUUGCGACUUCGUACUUCUUGACUUUGACUUCGUUCCAGCCUCUGUAUGGAAAGCUGAGCGACAUCUUUGGUCGGAAGCCCUGUCUGCUUUUCGCGUAUGCCAUUUUUGGAAUCGGAUGCUUGCUCUGUGGUCUAGCUCGUAAUAUUAAUGAGCUAAUUGCUGCACGUGUCUUCCAAGGCAUUGGCGGCGGAGGCAUGACCACGGUCGUCAGUAUCUUGAUGAGUGAUAUUGUUCCCCUGCGAGACCGAGGGGUCUGGCAAGGCAUUAUCAAUAUCAUCUAUGCCACUGGGUCGGGGAUGGGUGCACCUCUCGGUGGAAUUUUGGCCGAUUAUAUCGGUUGGCGCUGGGCAUUCCUCGCGCAAUUCCCCAUGUGCAUUCUUGCUUUCAUUGCGGUCUCGGUGAUGCUCAAGCUUCCAGCACGGGAGAACACCCACUGGAAAGACAAGCUUCGUCGCAUUGAUUUCCUCGGCGCAAUCGUCCUGGUCGGUGCUGUACUAGGCUUCUUGCUUGGUCUGGACAGGGGUAGCAAUGUCUCAUGGACCUUGCCUCUGACAAUUAUCUCGCUGAGCGUUUCGGUGGUCCUUUUCAUUGCUUUUGUUUUAGUCGAGAUCUACCUCGCAGCCGAGCCUUUUGCCCCGGGCCAUAUUAUCUUCAAUCGGACAUUCUUUGCCCUCUAUGGCUGCAACUUCUUCAGCUUUGGAGGGUGGCUUGCGGCAUUGUUCUAUAUUCCGCUCUAUUUCCAGGCUGUCGAUGGUGUUUCGGCCACUACCGCUGGUCUGCGCCUUCUGCCAUGCAUUUUGGCCGGUGUUUCCGGCUCCCUGUUUUCUGGGUUUAUCAUGAGGUGGACUGGAAAGUAUUAUUGGCUGACUGUCAUUGCCUACUCUCUCCUGACAACCGGUUGCUUUACCAUUUAUAUGUUCUCGGGUGGUGUUGAAGCCAGCGUGGUUCCCAUGAUCAUCGGUACUGUCAUGUCGGCAUUCGGAAAUGGAAUUGGUGUCACGACGACUUUGAUCGGUUUGAUAUCGAAUGCAACUUAUGAGGACCAAGCAGUCGUAACUGCGUGUUCAUACCUCUUCCGAUCCCUGGGCUCCGUCAUUGGACUCUCGCUAUCGUCGACUGUUGUUCAGCAACUACUACGCGAGGGAUUGAGGGAGGGCUUGCGAGACAGCAAAGAUAUCGAUCAGAUCGUCAAUGGGGUCCGAGAAAGUCUCGACUAUAUUAAGAAGCUGGAUCCCGAUCUCGCAAGGAUUGUGCGUGGAUGCUAUGGGUCGUCGGUCAACAGAGGCUUUGCUUUCAUGGUCGUCGUUGUGUUUUUUGCAUUGUUCAGCGCCUUUUUCAUGCGGGAAGCAAAGCUCACCCGUUAA
Molecule: messenger RNA, 1656 nt
Organism: Penicillium daleae
Lineage: Eukaryota; Fungi; Ascomycota; Eurotiomycetes; Eurotiales; Aspergillaceae
Product: putative MFS multidrug transporter
Exons: 5
Coding region: 1-1656 (551 amino acids)
Biological process (GO): transmembrane transport; basic amino acid transport
Cellular component (GO): fungal-type vacuole membrane
Molecular function (GO): basic amino acid transmembrane transporter activity
Source: RefSeq, a predicted model, not a curated record